Melitaea cinxia (Glanville fritillary) is the source of this 2610-nucleotide messenger RNA. RefSeq lists its product as uncharacterized. Gene Ontology annotation, molecular function: mannosyl-glycoprotein endo-beta-N-acetylglucosaminidase activity. Lineage: Eukaryota; Metazoa; Arthropoda; Insecta; Lepidoptera; Nymphalidae. Gene Ontology annotation, cellular component: cytoplasm. The record is from RefSeq and is a predicted model, not a curated record. Gene Ontology annotation, biological process: protein deglycosylation. Bases 186 to 2516 code for a protein of 776 amino acids. The transcript has 8 exons.
AUUAAAUUCAAAUUGCCCGCCGUGUUAGAUUUGUGUUGUCAAUGUCAUUCAUUAAUAAUAACGAGAGUAAACAAACGGUAUCAUUCUUAUUUUAGAAGAAAAUGUGAGUGAAAAGCGAUUUAUUAAUCAAGUAGAAUUUUGUAAAUAUUAUUUGUGAAUUCGAAUUACAAUAUAAGUUAUUAGAAAUGACUGAAAAGAAAAUUUGGAAGCAGCAAGACUUAACCUGUAAGCCGCUUGAUAAUUUGGAAGAAAUUCUUUCCUUUCUACAUGAACCACCAAGUUGGAGUUCACUAUGCAUAGACUUAAAACCGCACAGUAUUAAUAUGGUCAGAAAUAAUGAUAUAAACAAGUUUUUUGGUGAAAAUUUACUCGAAACACCACAAACAUUUUGUCACUAUGAACGAGGAAUGGAAAAGGAAGUGGAACGUGUUGACAGAAAAAAAAUACCAAAGACUCUGGUUUGCCAUGAUAUGGCCAACGGCUAUCAUGACGAUUCUGUAAUCGAUGGCACGGGUAAUUACAGCGCAUACACAUUUUACAAUUGGGGCGCCAUCGAUAUUUUCUGCUAUUUCAGUCAUCAUUUCAUAACUAUACCUCCUUUGGGCUGGAUUAAUGUCGGACAUGCACAUGGGACGCAAGUUAUUGGUACAGUAAUAACAGAAUGGGCGGAGGGUGUAGCAUUGUGGGACAAAAUCCUGGAAUCGGAAAGCAAGUGGCAACACUUUGCAAGUGCGCUUGUUGCCAUUGCAAAAACAUUAAAAUUCGACGGGUGGCUUCUUAAUAUUGAAAAUAAGAUAGCUAAGCCGAACGCGCUCCUACAGUUCGUUCGCUACUUGCAUACCAUCCUACACGAGGAGUUGGAGAACCCAGUGCUGAUCUGGUACGACAGCGUCACUGUGGAAGGUCACCUCAACUGGCAGAACGGACUUAAUCGAAAGAACAAAGCUUUCUUCGAUAUUGUCGAUGGAUUUUUCACGAACUACUCUUGGUCGGAGAUGGAAGUUGAAACAAGUGUGACGGCGGCUGAGGAGCGGUUGACUGAUCUUUACAUUGGGAUAGACGUUUGGGGAAGAAAUUUCUAUGGCGGGGGACAGUUUAAUACGCAAGAAGCCGUAAAAGUGGCUUUCAAAUACGGUUGUUCGUUGGCGAUAUUUGCUCCAGCGUGGACUCAUGAAGCCAUGUCUGAUGGUGAUAUUAACUCGGUAGCCAAUUCUGAGGAUUUAGACACGUAUGAACGGUUUCUACUAAGGGAUAGGGCUUUGUGGGGCAGUUUAUGGCCGUACCUUAACACGAAACUGCCGUCAGAACUGCCCUUUCAAACUUCGUUCUGUAGAGGCCAGGGGAAGAAGAGACGUUUGUAUGGAGAGGUAAUUUGUCCAAUGCCAUGGUUUAAUUUACGCCACAUGCAAUACCAGCCGAACUCUAACCACGGUCCUCACGGCUAUUUGCUGUCAACUCAAGACAAUAUCGCCCAUCUGUCUCGCUUCGGCUUACUGUCCAACAGAGAAGGUAUUCUUAGAUAUCGAAGAUCUCUCGAAUUAAGUAGAGAACUUGCUCCGGGAAAGAGUAAGGAUGUCUCCUUAACUCUUAUGGAAGGCAGUAUAACAGUUCUCACUCCAGAAGAAACGGUCGUAGUUGCGAACGACGUUAAUGACGGUCGGGCCAGUGUCAAGAGGAAAAUGAAAAAUGCGUUUCUAAACUUGUUCAAAAGCAAGGCAGCAAAAACUGAACAAUUGGCGAAAGCCGAAGAAGUGCCAAAAAUUGAUCCAGUAACAAAAACUGAAGCAUCAAAAAGUGAACAAGAAGCAAAGAAUGACGACGCAGCAGAGACCGAACAGCCUCUUUCUGGUCUUGACUCGAAAUGUAUUCCGGAAAUAUCUGGACGAUCGAUGGUGCAAAUGUCAGUGAACAUACGUUUGGGGGAUAGGACGGGAAAAACAAGAUACGCUUUAGCGUAUGUACCAAAUGAGCUCGAGUGCUUGGAACCGUUCUACGAAGACAGCUUUCUAGGCGGCUCCUGCCUUAAAAUAAACCCGUCAGAUGAAAUGAGCGACGAGCAUUGGUUAUCUAGACUAUUCUUUUGCGAUUUCUACUGCCAAAAUAGUUUUAUUGCUUGCGUUGUGACAAAGAAUCUGGUCGGUCAUGAGGACCAAUUUUUAAAUAUGAGACUGACCAUGGUUGACGCAAAGGAGGGGUAUAAAAAAGUAGUUUUGGUUGGGCGCAGUGUGCCUCAUGGGUACGAAGCGGCGUCUGCUGCUGAGGUUAUCAAUUUGUACCCCCUGAGUGAUCCUACAGACCCUGAGUUCAGAGAACUGCAGAAAUAUAUAGUGUUGAAUGAGCCGGGUUUCUAUAUGCCUAUAGCGAAUGCUUACGGGUGGAAAGUGAGAUAUUAUGAGAUACCACUUCCUGGAGCGCGAGUUACCUCGAUCAACUGUCAAACAGGAUUGGACGAAGGACCAGUACUGCUGGGUUAUUUUGGAUUGUGUUCAAGAGCUCUGUCCCUAGCGGAUCCUUGAUUGUCAUUAUAGAUUAUAUGUUAUGUAUAUUAUAUAAUAAAUCAUUUUGUUAUAUAAGUCAUGUAAGAAAUAAACGCUUUAUAAUAAUUAUAUA